Messenger RNA from Tupaia belangeri chinensis (Chinese tree shrew), 1894 nucleotides. RefSeq names its product major facilitator superfamily domain containing 8 (gene MFSD8). NCBI's taxonomy places the organism in Eukaryota, Metazoa, Chordata, Mammalia, Scandentia, Tupaiidae. Bases 82 to 1638 code for a protein of 518 amino acids. The transcript has 12 exons. Gene Ontology annotation, biological process: transmembrane transport. The record is from RefSeq and is a predicted model, not a curated record. Gene Ontology annotation, molecular function: transmembrane transporter activity. Gene Ontology annotation, cellular component: lysosomal membrane.
UUGACAGCUUCGGGCAGCCGGGGAUGGGCAGGAGCAGGUGUCGCGAGAGUUGGCUGCAAGCCUCCUGGUGCGGCUGGAACUAUGGCGAGCUCCGGGAUCCAGGCGGAACAGGAGCCGCUCUUGGGCGACCGUACACCCGGAAGCAGAGAAUGGGACAUUAUAGAAACUGAAGAGCAUUACAAGAGCCGAUGGAGAUCUAUUAGAAUCCUUUACCUUACAAUGUUUAUCAGCAGUGUAGGAUUUUCUAUUGUGAUAAUCUCUAUAUGGCCAUAUCUCCAAAAGAUUGACCAGACAGCUGAUGCAAGUUUUUUGGGCUGGGUUAUCGCUUCAUAUAGUCUUGGCCAAAUGGUAGCUUCACUUCUGUUUGGUUUAUGGUCUAAUUAUAGACCAAGAAAAGAACCUCUUAUUGUCUCCAUCUUCAUUUCGGUGGUAGCCAACUGCCUCUAUGCAUAUGUCCACCUCCCGGCCUCUCAUAAUAAGUACUACAUGCUGAUCGCGCGUGCCUUGGUGGGCUUUGGAGCAGGAAAUGUAGCAGUUGUCAGAUCAUAUGUUGCUGGUGCUACUUCCCUUCAGGAGAGAACCAGUUCCAUGGCAAAUAUAAGUGCAUGUCAAGCAUUAGGUUUUAUUCUAGGUCCAGUUUUUCAGACUUGCUUUGUGCUCAUUGGAGAAAAGGGCGUGACAUGGGAUCUGAUUAAGCUGCAGAUAAACAUGUAUACCGCACCUGUUCUACUUGGCGCCCUCCUGGGAGUUUUAAAUAUUAUUCUGAUCUUUACUAUAUUAAGAGAACAUCGUGUGGAUGACUCAGGACGACAGUGUAAAAAUAUUAAUUUUGAAGAAGCAACUACAGAAGUUCAGCUUCCCCAAGGGAAUAUUGAUCAAGUUGCUGUGGUAGCCACCAAUAUUCUGUUUUUUGUGGUUCUAUUUAUCUUUGCCCUUUUUGAAACUAUCAUUACUCCAUUAACAAUGGAUAUGUAUGGCUGGACUCAGGAACAAGCUGUGCUGUAUAAUGGAGUAAUACUUGCUUCUCUUGGAGUUGAGGCAAUUGCUGUUUUCAUGGGGGUUAAAUUUCUUUCAAAAAAGAUCGGCGAGCGUGCUCUCCUGCUGGCAGGACUCAUUGUUAUCUGGGCUGGCUUCUUCAUCUUGUUACCUUGGGGAAAUCAGUUUCCCAACAUACAGUGGGAAGAUUUGCAUAAUAACUCAAUCCCUAACACCACAUUUGGGGAAAUUGUCAUCAGUCUUUGGAAGUCUCCAAGAGACGAUCACGUUGAAGGACCAACUGGCUGCCCGAUUCAACAAGCCUGGUGCCUCUACACGCCUGUGAUCCAUCUGGCACAGUUCCUCACCUCGGCCGUGCUGAUUGGGAUAGGCUAUCCAGCCUGCAAUGUUCUGUCCUACUCGUUAUACUCAAAGAUUCUAGGGCCAGAGCCUCAGGGUGUGUACAUGGGCUGGCUGACAGCUUCUGGAAGUGGAGCGCGGAUCCUUGGGCCUGUGUUCAUCAGCCAAGUGUAUUCUCACUGGGGCCCACGAUGGGCGUUCAGCCUUCUAUGUGGAAUAGUGGUGCUCACCAUCACACUCCUGGGAGCAGUUUACAAAAGACUUGUUGCUUUUUCUGUAAGGUAUGGGAGGAUUCAAGAGUAAACUAGCCAAGACUGUGAUGGAAAGUACUUGUGGUGUGGCACCACCUAGUCUAAGGCUCUGCUGGGCAACUGCUAGAAACCCAUCUCCGUAAGUCAGGCUGCAGAUACUGCCUGUUGUGAGGAAGAAUAUAUAUUGAAUUACAGGAAAUUCUACAUGUAGUUGUGACUAGUAGAAUAUAUAUAAAAACAUUCUGGUUAUAAUUUCCCUAAAAAAAAGAAACAUUCUUCUUUUUGAGGGGAGACUUUUGCUAUAGGGU